UAUAUCUCAGCCAUGUCCAUGUCCAUCGUCUCCGCCACACCGCCACCGCUACCCGCCACCGCCAAGAGCCCCUCCGCCGUCCCACCACCCACGACCGCCGCCGCCGACACCGCUCGGCCACAGAGGCUCGCGUCCCUCAUCGACAACUCCACGUCCCCCGGCCACCUCCUCCAAAUCCACGCCGCUCUCCUCCGCCACGGCCUCCACCGCGACCGCAUCCUCAACUUCAAGCUCCAGCGCUCCUACUCCUCCCACGGCCGCCUCCGCAGCUCCGUCGCCCUCUUCAACUGCGACCCAAACCCCACCGUCUUCAACUGGACCGCCCUCAUCCACGACCAUGCCCAUCUGGGUCUUCACCGGCAAGCGCUUCUCUACUUCGUCCAGAUGAUGGGCGAUGGGAUCGAGCCCAAUGCCUUCACGUUCUCCUCCGUCCUUAAGUCUUGCCCGCUCGAGAGCGGGAAGGCCCUUCACUGCCACGCCGUCAAGCUCGGGUUUUGCUCCGAUGCGUACGUGAGGACGGGCCUCGUCGACGUCUACGCGAGAGGGGGAGAGAUCGCGUCCGCGCGCCGGUUGUUCGAUUCCAUGCCCGAGAGAAGUUUGGUUUCUUUGACCUCAAUGAUCACGUGCUACGCGAAGCACGGGGAGCUCAAGGAGGCGCGGGCGGUGUUUGACGAAAUGUUGGAGAGGGAUGUGGUUUGUUGGAAUGUGAUGAUUGAUGGGUAUGCGCAACAUGGGAAGCCGGAUGAGGCUUUGGUUUUGUUCAGGCAAAUGCUGAGUGCUGGUGCGAGGCCUAACGAAGUGACUGUACUGUCUGUGCUCUCUGCUUGUGGACAACUUGGAGCAUUGGAGUUGGGUAGGUGGAUCCAUUCGCAUAUCGAGAAUAAUGGAAUUCAGAUGAAUGCUCAUGUGGGCACUGCAUUGAUUGAUAUGUAUAGCAAAUGUGGCAGUUUGGAAGAUGCACUCUCGGUCUUUGAAAGUAUGAAUCCCAAGGACGUGGUCGCUUGGAAUUCGAUGAUAUCGGGGUGUGCAAUCCAUGGGUCUAGCCUGUGUGCUUUGGGGACAUUCAAUACAAUGUGUAGAUUGGGUGUGAACCCUAACGAUGUCACCUUCAUUGCCAUCUUGACCGCGUGCAGCCACACGGGAUUGAUUAAAGAGGGUUGGGAUUUCUUCAACUCGAUGAAGGAUAAAUACAGGAUUCAGCCGAAGAUAGAGCACUAUGGGUGUAUGGUAAACCUCCUAAGCCGGGCCGGGAAUUUAGAAGAGGCAUAUCAGCUUGUCAAGGAAAUGGAGACAGAACCGGACGCUGUCAUCUGGGGAACUUUACUUGGGGCCUGUAGGCUUCACGGUAAGACGGCGCUGGCAGAGGAAAUUGCGGAAUUUCUUGUUGGGAAAGGCCUAGCGAAUUGUGGAACCUAUACCCUUCUGUCCAACAUAUAUGCUGCUUCCGGUGAUUGGGAUGCGGUUGCAAAGGUGAGGACGUUGAUGAAGUCCAGCGGGGUGAUAAAGGAGAAAGGUUGUAGUUCGAUUGAAGUUAAUAACAGGGUCCACGAAUUCCUUGCAGGUGAUAAGAGACAUCCCAAGAGCAGAGAAAUUUAUUCAAUGUUGGAAGAGAUCAACAGUUGGCUUAAGGCUUACAAUUACCGAGCACAGACGGAUACGGUGCUGCAUGAUUUAGGGGAAGAGCAAAAGGAGCAAUCCCUGGAAGUUCACAGCGAGAGGCUCGCCAUCGCUUUCGGGCUCAUCAGUACUGAAGCGGGAACUACAAUCAGAAUCGUAAAGAAUCUCCGAGUAUGCUCGGAUUGCCAUGCGGUUACUAAGCUUAUUUCACUGAUGACGGGGCGGAAAAUAGUGAUGAGAGAUCGUAACAGGUUCCACCACUUUGUAAAUGGUUCUUGUUCUUGUGGGGAUUACUGGUAGCCUCUUGUUUGUUAACCUUGUACUGUUGGCUUGUCAGAUAUAGCUGUAACGAUCUAGUUGCCUGUCAGAUACUAGUAAGAAUAACGUGUCAGAAUUCUUCAGGUAGAAGUAAGGCCCUCGAUACCUGCUAUAUGUUCUGCUACUUCUGAUUUGCUUAAUGCAUCUUUAGCAAGUCAUUAA
Molecule: messenger RNA, 2097 nt
Organism: Syzygium oleosum
Lineage: Eukaryota; Viridiplantae; Streptophyta; Magnoliopsida; Myrtales; Myrtaceae
Product: pentatricopeptide repeat-containing protein ELI1, chloroplastic-like
Exons: 1
Coding region: 13-1917 (634 amino acids)
Biological process (GO): RNA modification
Molecular function (GO): protein binding; RNA binding; zinc ion binding
Source: RefSeq, a predicted model, not a curated record